This is a messenger RNA of Penicillium paradoxum, 4464 nucleotides long. RefSeq names its product pleiotropic drug resistance family ABC transporter. Gene Ontology annotation, cellular component: membrane. Lineage: Eukaryota; Fungi; Ascomycota; Eurotiomycetes; Eurotiales; Aspergillaceae. The transcript is spliced from 5 exons. Gene Ontology annotation, molecular function: ATP binding; ABC-type transporter activity; ATP hydrolysis activity. Gene Ontology annotation, biological process: transmembrane transport. Bases 1 to 4464 code for a protein of 1487 amino acids. The record is from RefSeq and is a predicted model, not a curated record.
AUGGCUUCACAUCCUCCUCCGCCGUUUGGAGGCUCUGCGGCUGCCGAACUGAUGAUGCAGCCAAUAGAGCAAAUUCGAGACCAUAUGUUUGAUUCCCGUGACGUCUCAGAAACUCCAGGAUCCGAGUCUGAGGCAGAUCGCGACAUACAAAUCACCACUCUGGCACGUACUUUGUCCCAAAUCUCGCGACAAGCCAGCACCGGUACGGAUGAGGACUCGGAAGGUAUCAAUACCUUUCUUGACGCCAGCAACCCAGAACUGGAUCCCCACAGCGACCAGUUUAACUCGCGCAAAUGGGUGAAGAAUAUGUUACAGAUCACCUGUCGCGAUCCAGGCCGGUAUCCGCGUCGCACGGCAGGGGUUUUCUUCCGCAACCUCAAUGUUUUUGGCUACGGUACAGCGGCAGAUUAUCAGAUGAACUUCGCCAACUUCUGGCUCAAGGGUGCAGGGUGGCUACGAGAUGCACUUGGCUUAGAGAGGAAAGUACGCAUCGAUAUCUUGCGGGACUUUGAAGGCAUCGUCCACAGCGGGGAGAUGCUAGUGGUACUUGGGCGUCCGGGAAGCGGAUGCUCUACUUUUCUCAAAACAAUUGCCGGGGAGACGCAUGGUAUCUACCUUGAUAAGGAGAAAGGCACUGAAGUGCAAUAUGACGGCCUAUCAUGGAAUGACAUGCAUGGCCGUUUCCGCGGCGAGGUAAUCUACCAAGCCGAAACCGAAGUCCACUUCCCCCAGCUCACGGUUGGUGAUACACUUCUGUUUGCUGCUCAUGCUAGAGCUCCGAAAAAUCGACUUCCCGGUGUCACACGCGAACAAUACGCGCUGCAUGUACGAGAUGUGGUGAUGGCUAUGCUUGGUUUGACCCAUACCAUGAAUACCAAAGUGGGCAAUGACUUCGUUCGAGGGGUCUCCGGCGGCGAAAGAAAGCGGGUUAGUAUCGCCGAAACUAUUUUAUGUCGAUGUCCCUUGCAGUGUUGGGAUAACAGCACCCGUGGACUCGACAGCUCGACGGCGCUGGAGUUUGUCAAAAAUAUCCGCCUCUCCACUGACUAUAGCGGGUCCACUGCUAUUGUCGCAAUCUACCAAGCCAGCCAGUCUAUUUACAACCUCUUUGACAAAGCUAUUGUACUCUAUGAAGGUCGUCAGAUCUACUUCGGUAGUGCAUCCCAGGCACGACGUUUCUUUAUUGAGAUGGGUUUCCAUUGCCCAGAUAGGCAGACAACGGCGGAUUUCCUCACGUCACUCACCAGCCCCUCCGAACGCCUUGUUCGCUCUGGGUUCGAGCACAGUAUUCCACGCACCCCCGACGAGUUUGCAGCGCGCUGGAAAGAUAGUUCGGAGAGAAAAGGUUUGCUUCUUGAGAUUGAGGCAACUGCGGCUGGAAACUCCGUUGGAAAAGAAAAGUAUGAGCAGUUCAGUCGCUCUCGUGCUGCAGACAAGGCCAAAUCCACACGUGCGGCAUCCCCGUACACACUAUCUUAUUUUAUGCAGAUCCGCCUAUGUCUCUGGAGGGGCUUUUUACGGCUCAAGGGAGACUUAGCCAUGACACUUUCCACACUCAUUGGAAAUAUCGGCAUGGGUCUGAUCAUUUCUAGUAUCUUCUUUAACCUCAAAGACAACACCGACAGCUUCUAUCGGCGUGGCUCUCUGCUUUUCUUUGCUGUUUUAAUCAACGCCUUCGCAAGCUCGCUGGAGAUAUUGAUUAUGUGGCAACAGAGACCAAUCGUGGAAAAGCAUUACAGAUAUGCACUGUAUCAUCCCUCAGCAGAAGCUAUCAGUGCAUACAUUGUGGAAUUGCCAUCCAAAAUUUUGCUGGGAAUAGCGUUUAACCUGAUCAUUUAUUUUAUGCCUCAUCUGCGGCGAACACCAGGCCAUUUUUUCAUAUUUUUCCUCUUCUCGUUAACUACAACUCUUGUGAUGUGCAACAUCUUCCGUUGGAUCGGGGCAAUCUCGCGAUCUAUUGCCCAGGCCAUGGUUCCUGCUUCAUUUUUCAUGUUGGUAUUGGUUAUUUACACUGGGUUUACCAUUCCCGUUCGGGAUAUGCAUCCCUGGUUCCGAUGGCUGAACUAUUUGAACCCCAUUGCUUAUGCCUUUGAAGCUCUCAUGAUCAAUGAGUUCAGUAAUCGAACUUUCCCUUGCUCGAGUUAUGCCCCUGGCCUGCUAGAGAGUUACAAGAGUGCGCCUCUCAGCUCAAGAAUUUGUUCUCAGAAGGGUGCCGUGGCAGGUCAGGAGUUUAUUGAUGGAGACUUGUACCUCAAUACAACAUUCGAAUACUACAGGUCGCACCUGUGGCGAAACUUUGGGAUCCUCUGCGCGUUCUUUGUCGGUUUUCUUGUGAUGUAUAUCUUCAGCAGCGAGCUCAUCCGAGCCAAACCAUCCAAAGGCGAGAUUCUGGUAUUUCCAAGGGGAAAGGUUCCUGUGCUUGCUAAGAAUAUUCGAAAGGAAGAUCCAGAAGAGGUCAUGGCAUCAGAGAAGGCUGCAGUGGCUAAUGAACCUCAGGAAUCAGGUGGAGCCAUUGCUCGCCAGACCUCUAUUUUUCACUGGGAAAAUGUGUGUUAUGAUAUCAAGAUCAAGGGAGAUUCACGACGCAUCUUGGAUAGUGUGGAUGGUUGGGUCAGACCUGGCACCCUAACGGCACUGAUGGGGGUGACUGGUGCAGGAAAAACAUCAUUGCUUGAUGUUCUGGCCGAUCGCGUCACUAUGGGAGUUGUCACAGGCAACAUGCUCGUUGACGGUCGUUUACGCGAUGAUUCUUUCCAACGAAAGACGGGUUACGUGCAACAACAAGACCUGCAUCUCGAGACUAGUACGGUCCGCGAGGCUCUGACUUUUAGCGCUCUCCUCCGUCAACCUGCUAGCACCCCUCGCCGGGAUAAAAUUGAAUACGUCGAAGAGGUUGUCCAUAUGCUCGGCAUGGAAGAUUACGCAGAAGCUGUGGUUGGGGUUCUCGGAGAGGGCCUGAAUGUGGAACAGCGCAAGCGGUUGACUAUCGGCGUCGAGCUAGCAGCCAAACCAGAUGUAUUACUGUUUUUUGACGAACCGACCUCGGGUUUGGAUAGUCAAACUGCUUGGUCGAUCUGUACUUUGAUGCGUAACUUGGCCGACCACGGUCAGGCUGUACUUUGCACCAUUCAUCAACCCUCGGCAAUGUUGAUGCAGCAAUUCGAUCGCCUGUUGUUCCUAGCCAAAGGAGGGCGCACUGUGUAUUUUGGCGAGCUUGGUCCGAACAUGGAAACCUUGAUCAAAUACUUUGAGGAGAAAGGGUCGCCUAAGUGCCCCAAGAACGCAAACCCAGCCGAAUGGAUGCUCGAGGUCAUCGGUGCUGCGCCGGGCUCUCACGCAGAUAGAGAUUGGGCAGAGCAAUGGACAGAUAGCGUCGAGCGUACACAAGUCCGCCAGGAGUUGACUUUAAUGAAAGAGGAGUCGAGGAAGCAGCCUGCACCCGCGCGAACUGCAUGUUAUGAAGAGUUCGCCAUGCCAAUCUGGUAUCAGUUCCUAGUAUGUAUACAACGAAUGUUCCAACAGUACUGGAGAUCUCCGGGGUACCUGUACUCGAAAGCCACUACAUGCAUCAUCCCUCCGCUCUUUAUUGGGUUUACUUUCUGGCACAUGCCCACCAGUCUUCAAGGUCUGCAAAAUCAGAUGUUUGCAAUUUUCAUGUUACUUGUCAUCUUCCCCAAUUUGGUGCAACAAAUGAUGCCAUGCUUCGUCACGCAGCGGGCUUUAUAUGAAGUACGAGAGCGGCCGUCAAAGGCCUACUCAUGGAAGGCAUUUAUGGUGGCCAGUAUCUUGGUGGAGUUGUCGUGGAAUAUCCUGAUGUCGGUGCCAAUUUUCUUCUCCUGGUAUUAUCCGAUCGGACUAUAUCGCAACGCAGAGCCCACCAACACAGUCAUUGAACGAGGCGGGAUCAUGUACCUACUCAUUUUGCUUUUCGUGAUGUUCACCUCAACUUUCAGCUCUAUGAUCAUUGCUGGAGUCGAACAACCUGAGACUGGCAGCAACAUUGCUCAACUGAUGUUCUCGCUGUGUCUAUCCUUUAACGGUGUGUUGGCCAGCGCGUCCGAUCUUCCUCGGUUCUGGAUCUUUAUGUAUCGCGUGUCUCCAUUCACGUAUCUUGUGUCGUCCGUGCUCUCAACAGGCCUCGCCAAGACCUCGGUGGAAUGCUCCAGUAUUGAAUUGCUCACCAUCUCGCCCCCACGGGGAGAAACCUGUUCCAGUUAUCUCGACCCAUACAUCAAUGCGCUUCAUGGCAAGUUGCUCAAUCCCACAGCGUUGAGGGACUGCCAGAUUUGCACGAUGUCGACCACGAAUCAAUUCCUCGCUAGUCUCAGCAUCUCAGACUCCGAUAUUGGACGCAACAUCGCGGUGCUGUUUGUCUAUGUGGGGUUCAAUGUCCUCGCAGCGGUGUUCCUCUAUUGGCUCUUCCGCGUUCCCAAGCAUUGGUCGCGAAACGUUCAGCGGGCUUGA